CUUCCGGCAUACCUACAGAAACUCACGGAUACAAUCAACAUGGAUUUCAUCUUUCAUGAGAAACAGGAAGGUUUCCUGUGUGCUCAGCACUGUCUGAACAAUCUAUUGCAAGGAGAAUAUUUUAGCCCUGUGGAAUUAGCCUCAAUUGCACAUCAGCUAGAUGAAGAAGAGAGGAUGAGAAUGGCAGAAGGAGGAGUCACCAGUGAAGAGUAUCUCGCAUUUUUACAGCAGCCUUCAGAAAACAUGGAUGAUACCGGUUUCUUCUCCAUUCAGGUAAUAAGCAAUGCCUUGAAGUUCUGGGGUUUAGAGAUCAUCCAUUUCAAUAAUCCUGAAUAUCAGAAGCUCAGCAUUGAUCCUAUAAAUGAAAGAUCUUUUAUAUGUAAUUAUAAACAACACUGGUUUACUAUUAGAAAAUUCGGAAAACACUGGUUUAACUUGAAUUCUCUCUUGGCGGGUCCAGAAUUAAUAUCAGAUACAUGCCUUGCAAAUUUCUUGGCUCGAUUACAACAAGAAGCAUAUUCUGUAUUUGUUGUCAAGGGUGAUCUGCCAGACUGUGAAGCUGACCAACUCCUGCAGAUCAUCAGUGUCGAAGAGAUGGAUACACCAAAACUUAAUGGAAAAAAAUUAGUAAAAGAAAAAGAGCAUAGAGUCUAUAAAACAGUCCUUGAAAAAGUAUCAGAAGAAAGUGAUGAGUCUGGAACAUCAGACCAAGAUGAGGAGGAUUUUCAGAGGGCCCUUGAACUAAGCCGCCAAGAAACCAAUAGAGAAGAUGAAGCUCUCCGCAGGGCUAUUGAGCUAAGCAUGCAAGGUAGUUCCGGAAACACAUCGCAAGAUCUUCCAAAGACAUCAUGUGUAACUCCUGCUUCAGAACAGCCGAAGAAAAUAAAAGAAGACUAUUUUGAAAAGCAUCAGCAGGAACAGAAGCAGCAGCAACAACAGUCAGAUCUGCCAGGCCACAGUUCAUAUCUACACGAAAGGCCAACAACAAGUUCGAGAGCAAUUGAGAGUGAUCUCAGUGAUGACAUCAAUGAAGACACAGUAUAGGCCGCUGUCGACACCGUUUUAGAAAUUAUGAGAAAGAAUUUGAAAAUCAAAGGGGAAAAAUAAUGCCUUUAAAAAUAAUUUAGAUAGUCAUACUUUCCAACAUUAUCCUGUGUGAUUAUACUGUAGGAUCCAUUUUGGUCAUCUGUCAAAGAGAUGAGGAAAUAAGGCUUUUAGACAGGUUGCAAAUAAAAUGACGCGAGAGAUGUGGGACUAAAUAAUGAUCGUUCAACUACUAGCC
Messenger RNA from Gorilla gorilla gorilla (western lowland gorilla), 1282 nucleotides. RefSeq names its product ataxin 3 like (gene ATXN3L). Gene Ontology annotation, molecular function: cysteine-type deubiquitinase activity. The record is from RefSeq and is a predicted model, not a curated record. Gene Ontology annotation, biological process: protein deubiquitination. NCBI's taxonomy places the organism in Eukaryota, Metazoa, Chordata, Mammalia, Primates, Hominidae. Gene Ontology annotation, cellular component: nucleus. The coding region runs from base 40 to 1044 and encodes 334 amino acids. The transcript has a single exon.